Messenger RNA from Oreochromis aureus, 4656 nucleotides. It is a transcript of the gene gaa2, whose product is annotated as lysosomal alpha-glucosidase. The record is from RefSeq and is a predicted model, not a curated record. Gene Ontology annotation, biological process: carbohydrate metabolic process. Gene Ontology annotation, molecular function: carbohydrate binding; alpha-1,4-glucosidase activity. The transcript has 21 exons. NCBI's taxonomy places the organism in Eukaryota, Metazoa, Chordata, Actinopteri, Cichliformes, Cichlidae. Bases 185 to 3103 code for a protein of 972 amino acids.
UCGUAGAGAUAAAUAAACGCACACCGCGCGAGCAGGCUGUGGUGGCAGAGGUUAUUAACACUACGAAAACUUUAACUUCGUAACACUUAAUUUAAAGCUAACUUUAGUCUGUAUGAUGCACCUCUGCGCCUGCAGAGAAUAAAGCAUAUCCGGGUGGACGUCGCUAAAGACCCUUAUUGCCACAAUGGUUUCCUACAAGAAGUUGAAUCCUGAAGAUGUCCAGUUUUCCAGCGCAGUUUUGUCAGAAGAGCCUGUUCAAGACGAAGUUUCAGCGCUGGAGCCAGAGGACGCCUCAUUGCUUCAACGUGGACCUUCAUGCUCCGUCACCACAGGCCUCCUGGUGAUCGGGUGCCUCCUGCUGGUGCUCUGUGGAGCAUGGCUACUGGGUGCUGUGUUCUGGCUGCACAAUCCCAACCAACAGGAGCAUAAACCGCCGCUGCCGGCCCCAGGACAAACACCGGGCCCCAAAGUGCAAACGGCAGCGAAUGAUACUGCGGCCUCUUUCCGCAGUGAGGCAUGCAGUCUGAUACCAGAGGCGUGGAGGUUUGAUUGCUACCCUGAAAGAGGGGUGGUUGUUACCCGAGAGCUGUGCGAGGCAAGGAACUGCUGCUUUAUCCCUGCGUCCACCGCUUCCUCCUCUGCCAGCCGCCCAUCGGGGAAAAACGGAAUCCCUUGGUGUUUCUAUCCUCCAGAGUUCCCUUCAUACUCGGUCGUGUCACUAAAUGACACGCUGCUGGGACAGAAAGCUACGCUCGUGAAGGAGGUGAAGACUUAUUACCCUGGAGACAUCCUCACCGUAGAAGUGGAGAUGCGUUAUGAGACGGACAAGCGACUGCGUGUCAGGAUCACUGACCCUUCAAGCUCACGGUUUGAAGUUCCCAUCUCCGUCCCCACCGUCGCCAACAAGACAGAAAGCCCGGAUUAUAUCAUCGAACUCUCAAAGCAACCAUUUGGUCUUGUGGUGAAGAGGCGCUCGACAGGAGCAGUACUUCUAAACACCACUGUGGCGCCUCUCUUCUAUGCGGAUCAGUUCCUCCAGUUCUCCACUUCCCUACCUACGCAGUUCAUUUAUGGCCUGGGCGAGCAUCGCUCCACCUUCCUGCACGAUGUCCACUGGAACACGCUCACCAUGUGGGCUAGAGAUGUGCCUCCAACGGAACAGACAAACCUGUAUGGGGCUCAUCCAUUUUACCUGGCAAUGGAGGAUGGAGGGAACGCACACGGCUUCUUCCUGCUGAACAGCAAUGCAAUGGACGUGGUCCUCCAGCCUGCCCCGGCCCUUACUUGGCGUACUAUUGGUGGGAUCCUUGACUUUUACAUUUUCCUUGGUCCUGAUCCUGGUUCAGUGGUUCAGCAAUAUGUGGAUGUUGUAGGAUACCCAGCAAUGCCAAUCUACUGGGCCUUGGGAUACCAUCUCUGCCGAUGGGGCUACGACACGAGUAAUUCUACGUGGGAGGUUGUCAAGAGCAUGAGGAAUUAUGGGAUACCUCAGGAUGUCCAGUGGAAUGACAUUGACUACAUGGACAAAUUUAUGGACUUUACGUAUGAAUCAAAAAAGUUUGACACACUACCUGACCUGGUCAGGGACCUACAUGCUCAUAACCAACGCUACGUUAUGAUCCUGGAUCCGGGUAUCAGCAGCACACAACCCGAGGGCUCAUACUGGCCCUUCGAUGAAGGCGUAAAGAGAGGAGUUUUUAUUAAAGAUGCUGAAGGGAAAACACUUAUUGGGAAGGUGUGGCCUGGUCUCACAGCAUAUCCAGAUUUCUCUGAUGAAGUGACACAUGAAUGGUGGUAUGACAACCUACAGAUGUUCCACAAUAAGGUGGCGUUUGAUGGAUUAUGGAUUGACAUGAAUGAGCCAUCAAACUUCCUGGAUGGAUCGACCAGUGGCUGCCCAUCAAACAAUCUUGAAAACCCUCCUUACACUCCAGGUGUACUGGGAGGUUUGCUGAGAGCCAAAACCUUGUGUGCCACCGCGCAGCAGAAGCAGUCCAUACAUUACAACAUGCACAGUCUGUAUGGACUGAUGGAAGCUAAAGCCUCUGCAAGCGCUCUGAAGCGAAUUGUGGCAAAGAGACCUUUCGUGAUCUCCCGCUCCACCUUCCCCAGUCAGGGCAUGUACUCUGGUCACUGGCUUGGAGACAACAGGAGUCAGUGGAAAGACCUUUACACUUCUAUAGCAGGUAUGUUGACCUUUAACCUUUUGGGCAUCCCGCUGGUGGGAGCAGACGUCUGCGGCUUCAGCGAGGAGACGCAGGAGGAAUUGUGCGUCCGCUGGACUCAGCUGGGAGCUUUCUAUCCCUUCACACGAAACCACAACGCCAUCAGCGUGAAGCCUCAAGACCCGACAGCUUUCAGCCCGCUUGCUCGCACAGCCAUGAAGGAGGCUCUGCUACUGCGCUACUCUCUCUUCCCUGUUCUCUACACUCUCUUCCAUCACGCGCAUGUGCACGGACACACUGUGGCUCGACCAAUAAUGUUCGAGUUUCCCAAAGACGUGAAAGCCUACGGCAUCGACAAGCAGUUCAUGUGGGGGAAGAGUUUGUUGGUGACGCCAGUGUUGGAUCCUGGAGUCGACUACGUGGAUGGUUACUUCCCUGAGGGUCUGUGGUACGACUAUUACACGGGCGACUGUGUGACCAGUAAGGGCGAAGAGCUUCGACUCAAUGCGCCUCUAGAUAAGAUCAACCUGCAUUUGCGCGAGGGCUCCAUUGUACCAACGCAGGCACCCAACCUGACCCUGUGGGUAAGCACCGGUCAGCCUCUCCACCUCGUCUCGGCUCUGUCUCAAGACGGUUCAGCCAGUGGAGAUCUGUUCUGGGAUGAUGGAGAGACCAUCGACACCUACGAGACCAACCAGUACGCCUACAUCAUCUUCAGCAUUGCUCAGAACACGAUGACAUCCCAGGUGCUCUCUAACCACGUCGAGGCGUCAUACAUCACUGUGGAGUCAGCCUCCUUCUAUGGUGUGAAGGAGAAGCCGAGCAGAGUGUUGGUGAACUCCCAAGAUGCACCGUUUACCUACAGAACCAACCAGGUGUUAACAGUCGCUGAUCUGGGUCUCAGCCUGAGUCAGAACUUCACCAUCAGCUGGAUGUAAGCAGCCGUGAAGCCACAAGCUUGCACAGCGCGCCAUCUCCGAGAAUAAGAACAGACAUUUCUUUCAAAUUAUUUUGGCUCUUGACUCAAAGACACUCUAUGUGAAAUAGGGAUGUCGGGUAAUUUAUUUUAUUGAUGGUCGUCGCCCUUUAAAGAGGAGCAUUUCACUUAACUCUUCAAACCUUUCCCUGGGAGAUGCCUGUAUAUCUCUACAUCAAGCUUAGAAAUGAAAUCACUGGGUCUCAACAUUUUCACCAUUCAGGUGUCCUUGUCAGUGUUUCCACAUCUGCAUUGGGUUUCGUGCUCGUAGGCUUCAUAAGGGGGGGAUUCGCUUAAAAAAGAUCACAGCUGCUGAUGUCAAUGCAAACGCGCUAGAAUAAAAAGGUUGCGUGAAUGUUAAGAGUUUAUACCCAAUGUCCAAGUGACUUCUUCAGUCUCUGAAGAAGUCACUUGGAUGAGUGACGAAACGUUUCUCCCACAAAACGCUACGUCCAGAUGAACAGAUUCAACUUUUGGAGAUUUACUUUCCUGGAUGAUUGAGAAUGCAUCAAGAUGUUUUAUACCCAAUGAUUAGGAAUAGAGCCAAAGCAAAGUGUCCGUCAGUUAGGAGUGAAAUUAAAGGUACUCAGGAGCGAGGGGGUCAUAACAUAGUGUUAAUAUCAUCCUAAUGCAGGCUUUGCACAAUUAGACAAAAUCGCCUUCCUGUGCUCGGCAUGCUUUGAAAAGCUUGUCAUCACUGACCAAUAGCAGUUUAGACGCAGCUUUAAUGUCUUUGGAAGACCACUCUCUUUGUGUGUAUCUGAUUUAAAUUUAUAGUUUGGUCUGGGUAGUCUAUACUAAGUUAAUGUAAUCAACACUGCAUUUUUAAUUUUAUUUUUGUUCCCUUUUUUAAGUCCUCAUGAGCAGAAAAAUGAUGUGCAAUAAAUGAGUGAGAGUGAAAUUAGCUUCCUUAAAAUGUGACAGCAUAGUUCAUGAUGUAGUUUGUUUCAUGUGCUUGAUAGUUGUUUACAGUCUGUUUUGCACUAAUUAGUACUGCAAUAUAGGAUAGGUGGAUAGGUGGGUGUGCCUUAUGAUUCCUUUUCUUCUUUUUUCUUUGUUUUUAAGCAUCUCUGCUUUAUAACGUCAGCCCCUUUUUCAACACUGAAGACCGUAUUACUGUUAAACACAAGAAGGACUUUACUGAUUACAAGUGUUGUACAAUCAUUUUACUGCGGCUCGUCACUCUGACAGAGCAGAAUACAAAUGAAAGCCAAAACUGGAUCCUUUUCCUUGUUUUGAGAUCAGCACUGUUCAUUUAUGCCUGAAUUUGAAAUUGAUUUAGUACAUUUGUCCUGAUUUAGUAUUUCUCACGGAUUCUUGUGGGCAACACUGGAAAAGAAUAUGCUGACGACGACAUGAAUGCGUGUUCGUAUGAUGUAAUCAUACUUCACCAAGUGUCACCGACAGUUUGUAGUAUUUUAUUUUGAAGGUAUUAUAAAUUUUUUGUGCUUAAAUGGAAUUUCAGUUUGACUUUUUUUGAGUGUAACAUCAGACAAUAAAACAUUUCAAAACAAA